This is a messenger RNA of Scomber japonicus (chub mackerel), 713 nucleotides long. It is a transcript of the gene gpx2, whose product is annotated as glutathione peroxidase 2. Lineage: Eukaryota; Metazoa; Chordata; Actinopteri; Scombriformes; Scombridae. Gene Ontology annotation, molecular function: glutathione peroxidase activity. The record is from RefSeq and is a predicted model, not a curated record. Gene Ontology annotation, biological process: response to oxidative stress. The transcript has 2 exons.
UAGAUCUGUUUCCUGCAGAGCCAUCUGACACCCAUGAAAGGCAGCUUUCUGCCCUAAGUGAGUCAUGUGACUAGCAGUUGGAUACUGUCAAGCGAUGAAAUCCUGUCUGCCCCCAGUGUAGAAGCACAGGAGUCAAGAUGACGUUCAUCGCCAAGACCUUCUAUGAUCUGAAAGCCACCACGCUGGAGGGAGACUCUGUGGACUUCAACGUGUUCAGGGGACGGGUGGUCCUGAUAGAGAAUGUGGCUUCGCUCUGAGGCACCACCACCCGGGACUUCAGCCAACUCAACCAGCUUCAGAGCAAGUACCCCCAUCGGCUGGUGGUCCUGGGUUUUCCCUGUAACCAGUUUGGAUAUCAGGAAAACUGCACCAAUGGCGAGAUUCUGAAUUUACUGCAGCAUGUGCGUCCAGGCGGUGGGUUUCAGCCCAACUUUACCAUCUUUGAGAAGUGUGAUGUCAACGGAACGAACACGCAUCCGGUCUUUGCCUAUCUGAAAGACAAACUCCCCUAUCCUGAUGACAACCCCACUUCCUUCAUGCAGGACCCCAAAUUUCUGGUGUGGAGUCCCAUCUGCAGGACAGACAUCUCUUGGAACUUUGAGAAGUUUCUCAUUGGGCCAGAGGGGGAGCCCUUUAAAAGAUACAGCAAAAUGUUCCCCACCAUUGACAUAGAGCCUGACAUUCAAAGACUGUUAAGAUUAACUAAGACCUAA